Molecule: messenger RNA, 2739 nt
Organism: Ambispora gerdemannii
Lineage: Eukaryota; Fungi; Glomeromycota; Glomeromycetes; Archaeosporales; Ambisporaceae
Source: the annotation of a GenBank genome assembly
AUGAAAAAAGUGAAAGCUUCCAGAAAGAAACAAGUCUCUUCAAAAAAAGCUGUGGCUGCAAUUUCUAUACCCCCUGUUCCUAUUCUUAAACCCGUCGCUGCUGUUACCUCAAAGAAAAAAAACAAGAAUAGUGUGAAGGAGGAAAAAGAAGGAGGAAAGGGAACACAGAGUGACGGCGAUCAUGACAUUGAAGAAGUCAGUAUGAAUGAUAACAUUGAAGAAGUCAGUAUGAGUGAUAACAUUGAAGAAGUUAGUGUGAAUGAUAACAUUGAAGAAGUCAAUAUUGAUGAUAACAUUGAAGGAGUCAGUAUGAAUGAUAAUUCUACUAAAGAUAACAAUGCUAACAACAAAAAAUCAGAAUUGUUUUAUUUCAUCAACUCACUCGACAGAAAGCGGAAAAAAGAAAAUAGCAACCGAAAUAAUAAUAGUUCUGGUAUUGGCAAUGAUGAUGAAAAAGAAGCAUUAGAAAAUACAACAAUACCUAAUAAAAAACGUAAACGACGUCUCGAAGAAAUCCCCGAUGGAUAUGACGAAUCGCUCUACUACAUUCCUACUACAAUUGACAGUGGUGAAAAUAACGUGGAUAAAAAAAUCGAAUUAAAGGAUCUCUUGGCCACUUUACAGGAUGAGACGGGAUACAUCAAACAACCAUUGUCUCCUCCAUUACCAAAAAGAAUCCAAGAAAAGUUCAAUAGGCAGGCAGCAUACGAGGAAACGAAAAAAGAAAUAUCAAAAUGGGAACCGAUCGUUAAGCGAAAUCGCGAGUCUGAUCAUCUGGAGUUUUCAAAGAGUUCUGGUGCUGCAUCUUAUCAACCAUCGAAUAAUACAUUGGCUGGUACUUUUAAAGCGUCCACAGAACUUGAGAAACAAGUAGAAAAUAUAUUAGAAGAGAGCGGCGCCAAAGAAAAAGACUUUCAACAAUACGAAGAAUUAGAACUGAACAAACUCACCAUCGAAGAGAUACAAUCGCGUCGUCGCGAACUGCGAAUUAUGCGUGAACUAAUGUUUCGCGAAGAACUCAAAGCGAAACGAAUCGCAAAAAUCAAGAGUAAAACAUAUCACAAAAUUAAAAAGAAGGAACGCGAGAAAAAUGAAUUGAAUUUAGAGCAGUUGAGCCAACUUGAUCCGGAAUUAGGACAUCAAGAACAAUUGAAAUUGGAAGCGGUACGUGCACAGGAGCGAAUGACACUUAAGCACAAGAACACUAGUCGAUGGGCGAAACAGGCGCUCAAGUAUGGUCGUCGUAAUGAUGCGGAGAGCAGACAAGCGAUCGUGGAGCAGCUGCAGUUGCAUGAGAAAUUGAAACGAAAGAUAAGCGGUUUGGAUUCUGAUGACGAUGAAUUACAUUAUGGCGAUAAUCGAAGUGAUUAUAGCGACAAUGAGGAAGAAGAUAUCGAGACAAUAAAAGCAAAAGCUUUUGAUGAAUUGGCAAGUUUGUCAAGCCAACAAUCACCAAAGACAAAAGGUGUAUUAAAUAUGAAAUUUAUGAAAGAGGCAACGGAGAAAAAGAAACAACGUACAAAUGAAAUGAUUCAAGAUUUUGUACAAGAUCUUGAAAAUGGUAAUUUCUCUGAUAUUAUUGAUGAAGACGACGACGACGACAAUGAUAAAGAUGGAUCCUUGUCAACUCGUCGUGAUAAGAAUGAAGAUGAGUUGGUAAAAAGAGACAAUUCGCAUAGAAAAAUCGGUGACAAUCCUGGAAGAAUGGUUUUUGGACGUAGUACAUCGUCAAAGAAUGAUGAGGCAGUUUUUAAGACUAUUGAUCCCAAAAAAAUCUCAAAAAAUAAGAUUAACCUUGACGAGAAAUUGAUGCAACAAACUAAUAAAUCUUCACCAUCGAAGCUCGCCAGCCCCUCCAUAACACCCGACAAGAACAAGCAGCAUCCGAAAAAUUCAAACGACAACACCAUUUCAGAUCAAGAAAUCGAUAAUAGUAAUCCAUGGCUUCAAAACGACACGUCUUCUAAAAAAUCCGUCAUGAAAAUUAAGAAAGAGAAUAAAAAGCGAAAAUUACAUGACGAUGAAGAAAUUUUGAAUGAUGUUGAGAUUGAUUUAGAUAAAAUGUUGACGACGAUGUCUGCUGGUCAAAAUUUUACUACUACCUCUCAAGCGAUAAAGAACAAAAAGAAAAAUUCAACUGAGACCCUAUCUACUUUUACUGCUACUGAUAUUUUCACAUCACCUGACCAAGCCUCGGAAUACGACGACGAAUUAGAUACUUCUACCAUCACACUUGUACAUAAAAAUAACAAUAAGACGCCAAUAGGAUUCUCACAACGAGAAUUAGUCGCGCGUGCAUUUGCUAAUGAUAAUGUCGUUGAAGAAUUCGAAGCAGAAAAACUCGCCGCGAUAGACGAAGACACGCCAAAGGAAAAAGAUUUAACAUUACCUGGAUGGGGAUCUUGGGCGGGUAAAGGCGUAAAAAAGAAACCGACGAAAAAUAAUAACUUCCGCAUAAUUCAGAAACCCGUACCCGGCGAAGGAAUUGAAGUGUCGAAAAGAAAAGACGCGAACUUGAAACAUGUGAUAAUUAAUGAGAAAAGAAUUAAAAAGGCAACUAAAUAUCUCGCCACGCAAAUUCCGUAUCCAUAUGAAACGCGCGAGCAAUAUGAACGCAGCCUAAGAAAUCCGCUAGGCAAAGAAUGGAAUACGUAUGAAGUGUUUCAGAAGAUGGUUAAACCACGGGUUACGACAAAGAUGGGUACUAUUAUCGAUCCAUUAGAGAAACCAGAGACUUAA